AUGGGUGGACGAUACUGGGAAGUAAUGCCAGAUGGAAAGACCGCCAGAAGUCCACUUGUAUACCACCGUAUCAUGAUGGAGCUCGUAUCAGUGAUCGGUGGUGGAUGUCAGACUGAUUUUCUUACUCCAAAUAAAAUCACUUUUGAAUUCAAUAUGAAUUCACAAGUAAUGCGUAAAAUAUCAAGAAGCUGCGAAUUUAUUUCGUUUCUGUGA
Messenger RNA from Thelazia callipaeda (thelaziosis nematode), 213 nucleotides. Lineage: Eukaryota; Metazoa; Nematoda; Chromadorea; Rhabditida; Thelaziidae. The record is from the annotation of a GenBank genome assembly.